GAGCGCGCAAGCCGCGACGAUGACCACAAGUAGCGGUAAGAAUCAGCAGGAGACCAAGCCACAGCCUCCACCCGAGCCGAGUGACCCGAUACCUCCACCACCUCCGCCCAAAAUAUCGAGCCCCAGUCCGCCACCACCUCCACGUAUUUUUGCCGAGGAUCUCAAACAAGGAAAGAAACGCAAGAAUAGUCCCGAGCGUUCUGAACACGAAGAAGAUUCAAAAGAUCCCAAAAGGGGACUCGAGCCUCUACCACCUGGAGUUGAUUCUCCUGAGGUCGCGUACACAUUGCCAGCAUCAGCCCUUGAAGCUGGUGUGCUGUACGGAGCACAACAGACCAACCCGAUCUAUGCGGCUACUUUGGCUGGUGCCGCGGCUGCAGCCGGUAUACCUCUUUUACAGCAUCACCAUCAUCACCACCAUACUGCACUAAUGCAGGGUCAGCUGGUGCAUUAUAAUUCGGCUUAUCAUCAGCAUUUGCACAACCAAGCCUUGGUGGCAGCAAGAUUGACGGGACAGGAAGCAGUGCAGUUCAUGGUCGCAGCCGAGUAUGCUAGGGUGUAUGAAAACAACCAGGUGAUUGCCAAGCCACCGGUCAAGAUGACCCAAGAAUCAUCCAUGGGGUCAGCCCUCAAUUCUUUUUAUAGUGAUAUAGCAUCAAUCGAACAUACUGCUGAGACUGAAAGAGAAAGAAUUGAGGCUAUAGCCAAUGUACCCUCGCCUGUACCUCAAGUACCUCAUACAGAGGUCGAUGCUGUCGUUUUGGAGGCGAUGAAGGAGAAGAAAAAGAAGAAGAUGAAGACUGGAAUAGGUAAGAAGCAAAAGGAAAUGUCGAGUAUGGUGGCAAAAUGGCAGAGGGCCCAGAAGAACUAUAAAGAUUAAUUGAGCUUUAUUCCAUGCCCACGAUCGCGUUAAUUUUUGUAUAUAAAAAGUAAAGAACUGUAAUUUUACUAUUUUGUA
This is a messenger RNA of Copidosoma floridanum, 958 nucleotides long. RefSeq lists its product as uncharacterized. Gene Ontology annotation, molecular function: protein binding. NCBI's taxonomy places the organism in Eukaryota, Metazoa, Arthropoda, Insecta, Hymenoptera, Encyrtidae. The record is from RefSeq and is a predicted model, not a curated record.